Molecule: messenger RNA, 3890 nt
Organism: Oryza brachyantha (malo sina)
Lineage: Eukaryota; Viridiplantae; Streptophyta; Magnoliopsida; Poales; Poaceae
Product: conserved oligomeric Golgi complex subunit 1
Exons: 6
Coding region: 96-3314 (1072 amino acids)
Biological process (GO): intra-Golgi vesicle-mediated transport
Cellular component (GO): Golgi apparatus; COG complex
Source: RefSeq, a predicted model, not a curated record
GCCUCGUCUCGUCCCCUGCCUCCCUCUGAAUCCCGAUCGCUUCCUGGAUCUCGCCGCGAGCUCGAGGGGCUUAGCGGCGGCGGCCGUCUCCGGCGAUGCCUGCCGCGGCCGUCUCCGGCGGCGCGGCCGAUGCGGAGGAGCUGUUCCGCACGAAGCGCAUCCUGGAGAUCCGCGCGGCGGAGGGCGCCACGCGCCGCGAGAUCUCCGCCAAGGAGGAGGAGCUCCGCCAGCUCGUCGGCCGCAGCUACCGCGACCUCCUCGACUCCGCGGACUCGAUACUCCUCAUCAAGCAGUCCUCCGACGCCGUCUCCGGCAACCUCUCCCGCAUCUCCGAGUCGCUCGCGUCGCUCACGCCGCCCCCCGAGGCCCCCGCCACCGCUACCGGCGCCGCCUCGCCUUCCCCGUCCGGUGGUAGGGUCCGGCUCUACUCGUCGGCGGCGCGCGCUAAGUACCUGGUCGACACCCCCGAGCACAUUUGGGGGCGCCUCGACGAGGGCUUGCUCCUGGAGGCCGCGGGGCGGUACGUCCGGGCUCAGGUCGUGCACGACGUGCUCUCUCGCGACGCCGCGGCGGCCGCGCGGUUCCCGCUGCUCACGCACCAGGCGCAGCUGGUGGAGGCGUUCCGGGCCCAGAUCGCACAACGCGCUCGCGAGCGCCUCGCCGACCGGCGCCUCACCGUCGUUGCCCACGCCGACGCGCUCGCGGCCGCAGCCUCAAUCGAUGCACCGUCGCUCACCCCGUCCCAGGCACUCCUCCUCUUCCUCUCCUCCCGCCGCGCCUGGAUCUCCCAAUCCCUAACCGCCCUUGCCUCGGAUCUGUCCUCCUACGCCUCCGUGCUGUGCGAUGUCGCCAGGAUCGUGCGGCUCACGCUGGGUCACGUUGGGCAGUUGUUCGUGUUUGCGCUCAACGACUUGCCACUGUUUUUCAAGACGGUACUCGAUUUGCCGCCCCCUUCCCAGCUGUUUGGCGGCAUUCCAGACCCUGUCGAGGAGACACGGUUGUGGAAAGGACACUGGGAUCAGCUUGAGGCCACCAUGGUGUUACUAGAGCCAGAUGCUGUCGCACGAACCUGUACAGAUUGGCUGAAGGAAUGCUGUGAUGAGAUUUUUGGUGUUAUUGCUGGAGGACAAAGGCUAGUUGAUGCCAUUGAGAGUGGGGAAGGGCUUGGAUCUGUGCAGAGACUUGUGCGGGAGGCACUAGAUGGGAGAGAAGGACUGGAAGGGAGUCUGGAACAGUGGCUGAAGAGUGUGUUUGGAUCAGAGAUUGAAUCUCCAUGGGAUCAGAUCCGUGGUCUGAUCUUGAAGGAAGGGAAAGACAUUUUUGAGGAUUGGAUGGAGGAAGCAUUUGUGCAACGGAUGAAAGACAUUGUGCAUUCUGGAUUUGGCAGCUUGGAUGAUAGUGUAGAUGUUAAGAAAUCAAUUGAGGAUAUUGUCGCCAAUGCUGAUCCAAAGGAUCCUGGUAAUUUCCUGGUGUAUUUGCGAAAAGCUUCUACUGGGGGUAACGUCUGGUUCUCCGAGUCCAAAAUCAAGAAAGGUGGAAUUUUGGCACAUUUGAAACCAAUUGCUGAUGAGAAUGACUUCUACAGCUGCCUUACCUCGUAUUUUGGGCCAGAAGUUAGUCGCAUCAGGAAUGCAAUUGACAGCAAAUGCAAGACUAUUCUUGAGGAUCUGUUAAGCUUUGUGGAGUCCCACAAUUCUGGUCCAAGAUUGAAGGAUCUGGUGCCAUACCUCCAGGAGAAUUGCUAUACGACAAUCUCUGGAAUACUGAAUGGAUUAGAAGCCGAGCUUGGAAAAUUGUCUGAUUCUCUGAGAACCAAAAAAGGGGACAACAACAUGCUCGCAGCAUCUGUUAUCGUGGAGAGGUCUCUCUUCAUUGGCCGUCUCCUGUUUGCAUUGAGAUACCACUCAAGUCAUGUACCCCUGAUACUAGGCUCCCCAAGGCAGUGGAUAAAGGAGGCUGGCGGUGCAGCAUUUAUGAGAUUAUCAUCGCCCUCACCAAGAUAUUCAAGAGUAUCGUUUGAUACAGCGAUGCCUUUUACCCCUAGGAGGCACACAUUUGACAGCCCAAGGAGUCCUGGAAGGCAAUUUUCUGACAACCCCAGAAGACAAACUAUUGCUGCUGCUGCUUCCCUAUUUGGUGCUGAUGAUAGCUCUAACCCCAGACUGGAUGAACUAAACAAGACCUUACAGGCACUUUGCAUUGUAGCUCAUGGCUUGUGGAUAACAUGGUUGUCCACUGAAUUAUCACACCUUCUCUCAUAUGACCUUAACAAAGAUGAUUCAUUGUCUUCAUCAACCCCUUUACGGGGAUGGGAAGUCACGGUUAUCAAACAAGAGGAAUCCACUGAGGGGCCCUUGGAGAUGCAAAUAGCACUUCCAUCAAUGCCUUCACUGUACAUUAUAUCCUUUCUUUAUCAAGCAUGUUUGGAGAUCCAUAAAAUUGGAGGGCACAUCCUGGACAAAUCUAUAUUGCAUAACUUUGCAUGGGAGUUGUUACAGAAGGUUAUUGCUAUCUAUGAAAACUUUUUGGCAUCAGUCGAGUCUGGUAAAUCUGUAGUUUCAGAAAACGGGGUUCUGCAAAUACUGCUUGACUUGCGCUUCAUUGGCGAUGUCCUGUCCGGAGGCAAAAGUUCUUCUACCAAAACUACUGAAACGCAGAGAACACAUGACUCUUUGCCAAGCACCAUUGCUAAGACUUCCUUCAGGAGAAAACAACCACAAUUGCAGGCAGAUUCAGCUACCGUAGAACCUAUAAACAAGCUGAUCAACAAAUUCUCGCAGAGAUUGGAUCCGAUAGACUGGGCUACGUAUGAACCUUAUCUGUGGGAGAAUGAGAAGCAAUCUUACAAGCGCUAUGUUGUUCUUUUUGGGUUCUUAGUUCAACUGAAUCACAUGUACACUGGAACUGUGCAAAAGCUACCGACAAAAUCAAAUACAGAUUCAAACAUUAUGAGGUGCUCUCAAGUCCCAAGAUUCAAGUAUCUACCAAUCAGUGCCCCAGCUCUAUCAUCAAGAGCACACAAACCAUCAUUACAAUCUACAUCCGAUGAUUCCACAUCUAGAAACCCUUGGAAAUCAUAUUCAAAUGGAGAAAGAUCGACAGCCCCAGAAUUUGAUGAUAAUGUUAGCCUUGGAGGUGCUGCACCAUUGCUCAAGUCAUUUGUUACCCAGGUUGGGAGCAAAUUUGGGGAAAACACAUCAAGAUGGGGGUCCAUAAUCUCUGAUGGACAGGUUGGCAAACUCAGCGACAUUCUUCCUGGACCAGCAGCUGGGUUCUUUUCAUCCUUCACAUCUGGGGUCCGAUAUGAUCCAUAGCCACUGUGCCGUGAUCCUUGAUCUUCGCCCCGUACAUCCCAUAGGCCAAAUGCAAAUUGACAUGCAUGAAUGGCACACCAUCAAUUGACAACACGAUGUAUGCUAUUGGAUAUCUGUUGCUUACGGAACGAUGCCACAGCUAGGACAGGCGUUACUUGGCUCAGCCAACAAAGCCCCUUCACAUUUUGUGUGAUCGGUCUGCAAUGUAGAAGCUCAGCUGGCGGCUCACUAGAUCUGCCCGCUCUUGUACACUACAGAGAUGGAAGGUGCUCCGAUACUUGGAGAUCAGGUGCGGUUUGGGCGUGUUUGCUGCUCGCAAUUUUACAAGGUAUAGGAGAAGCAAGUGAUUUACUGCUGGUGUUAGGCUACACCUAUUCGUGCAAAGAAUUUUGGACUCCAUUCUUUCUUUUCUUUUCCCUUUUUAUUAUGUUAGCUCCGCGGUUUGGAGAAGGAUGUUUAGAUCCGGGCAGUUAUGAUUACUGCAGCGGGUGUGGUUUUCGAAAGCGUGAGGGUAAAUUCACACAUAUGUACACUUGAAAAUAGCAAUAAAGCAUGUAACUUCGCCUUCUGAAACCA